Mya arenaria is the source of this 3141-nucleotide messenger RNA. RefSeq lists its product as uncharacterized. Bases 169 to 2352 code for a protein of 727 amino acids. Gene Ontology annotation, molecular function: protein binding. The record is from RefSeq and is a predicted model, not a curated record. Lineage: Eukaryota; Metazoa; Mollusca; Bivalvia; Myida; Myidae. The transcript is spliced from 2 exons.
CUCACGUGCUAGUUACGGACUGUUUACCAGUCAACUAUUCAAAACAUUGUUAUGUUGAUUACUAUUUGUAAAGCAGUCGAAAACAGUGCAUUACAUUUAUAAAGGGCAUCGGGUAAUAAUAUAAAAUGUGACAUUAUUUGAAGCAGUUUUCAUCACAUUACAAAUCAGAUGAUGGAUGCAGAGGGUCUGCGAAUGAUGUCGCUUCGUCUGUCGAGGGUGCUAGAUGAUAUUGGCGUGAGCAGAUACAUAAUAGCCAGGCGAAGGAGGACGUGGCUUGCGAUAGAGACAAUGGAGACAAUGCCUAAAACGCUAAUGGGUGAAGGUUCCACCAAUUUUAUAUUUGGCAGCCAGAGUGAGGGCACUACAACACCUGGCAUGCAGUCGGACGUUGAUACGUUGUUGUGUUUACAAUCACCGCGUGUAAUAUUGGACUGGGAUGAGUGGCAACAAGGGAAAUCUCAUUUGCUGGUGAUAAAGACAGAGCGGUCUCCACCUCAACACUGCUUGCUGCAACGGCUGAGAACUGACUCACCGUUACCAAUGACACAUGUGAUGUUACCUUGUGAUGUAAAAUGCGAGGAAAGAGUGUUGCAUACGACCACUCUUAGUGUAGCGCAUUUUUUAAUGAGACAAAGAAGCCCGUCAGGUGAAGAAGUACUACAUGGCCCAUCCAUAAGUUGGGAUGAAAAUGUAGAUAAUGUGAUUGCAUACAAGUGUGUCACACUACCUGAUGAAUGUAAAAUCCUGUUUCAUAGACCACGUCCGGGACACUGGCCAAAUCCUGCCGUACUAUCAAGGGCCAGGCAGACUGAGGUGUUCCUGGUGCCACAGGGAUACACUGAGUCUCCUUCCAGGCCGUCCAAGUGUCACUCUACUGCACUGCAUGUUACACCGUAUGACCAAUACUAUCCCGCAUCUAAAUGGGAAUGGAGAUUUUCUACCUCAAUGAUGGAGAGGCUUCUGAUUUUUGACUUCAACACUAUUCAACUUAAAGUGUACGUACUCCUUAAAAUGUUAAGAAAAUCCUUCUUGAAACCAAUUGUUGGAGACCGCUUGAGUACCUUUCACAUGAAGACUGCCAUGUUUUUCACCAUCGAGACACACCCACCAGACAUAUGGAGGGAGGACAACAUUGUACAGUGUGUGAUCUACUGCCUAACUACACUGAUAAGGUGGUUGAAGAUAAAAUACUGUCCACACUACACUAUAGCCGGAGUUAAUCUUUUUAUUGGAAAGCUGUUCCAGUACGAGCAAAACAUUAUUGCCAACACAGUGACCAACAUGUUAACCUCGAAUCUGCAAUGCUGUCAUUUUAUUGAAAUGGAUUCACUUGGGGCAAAAGUUAUGGCAUUGCAACUAGGUGUUGUAAUAAGUGAAAACAAAUCCAGGAAUAUUAUGCACCAAACUAUAACAUCAAAUCUGUAUAGCGAGUAUAUGAAAACCUGCUAUGAUAUUACUACGAAUCUGAUGGAUAGAACACACAGUUGUGAUCUUCAACAGUUUGUACAAGCCACCUUACAGUCUAUCAUCACACUUGUCAACAUUUCUGAGCAAGGAACUGCAAUACAACAAAAUUCAGCCACUAUUUGUCUUGCAUAUCAUAGAGGCAAUCUUGCCUCUGUCAUAGCCUCUAGAUGCAUCUAUUUGGGACAACCAAUCACACAGGACAUUCUCACAAUGUACAAACUAUCCUUUGACUCAGAUCUGCUGUCCACUAAACUGAAGUUUGCUUCGAUGUUAUACUGCAGUGGACAGUAUGAGGCAGCAGAAAACUGGCUGAGCUACUGUGAGGGACUGCAGGGGCCAGAUGCGUUCCAAUUUUUUAUUGGUUCAGGAAGCGACCCUUUAGAACCAAAUAUCCUGUAUCUUGAAAAUAUCUUGAUUAAAUCCGAAAGGGAAAAGAUGAAAAGGCAAACCACUACUUGUGUUCAUUUUUCAAGACAUGAAAUGUGUUGCAUCCCCGAGUUUUUGGUAUUUGAGAUUUUCAGGACAAUAACUGAGGAGGACAGGCAGCAGAGGUGCCCAGCACUACAAUACAUGUGGAUGGACAUGGCUGCAGUACAAUGUAUACCUUUUCUCCAUUAUCUCCAGUAUCUCACAUACAGACAGCUCAAUCAGCACGCAAGAAAACGGGUGCCAAUUCUAAAGCUCAAAAGAUACAUAUGGAGCAACGUUGGGUCUGGCCAUUUUGAUACCACAUUGAAUAUGCUUGGUCACUGUUGUGAACUGGAAAAUAGGCUGGAUGAAGCAUGGAACUGCUAUGGAAAAUCAUUGCAAUUUUAUCCCAGAAACAAUGCUGCCUGCUGGCAUAUGGCUAGACUUCUUGUGAACAUGAGAGAUAUGCGUGCAUAAAAGUGUCUAGAAUACUAAAGGAAAUGUGUUCUGAAAUUGUGUUUAUGAUGAAAAUAAUGUUAUCAAACAAUAUUUAGCAAUAUUCAUUCACCAAUUUACCUUUUAAUGAAUGAAGAUAAGACUUCCAUGUUAUUACAAAAUUAUGAGUAUGAGUAUUCCUUGCAUGUUUCAGAGUAAGUUAAAUACAUGUUUAUCACACAAAUACUGCUUUGAUGCUCAAUGUAAUACGUAUGCAAACGUUGGUAUUCCUUUACAAACAAGGAACAUUUAAAUAAGGGAGGAGUUGUUUCGAGUUUUAACUAUGUUACAGUGCAUAAGGCACACCAUCUCAAUACUAACAAGUUUGUUUAUCCAUCGUCUUACUUCAAACGGAAGAGCUAUCACAGGACUUAACAAAUAUAUCUGACAAGAGAGGUCUUCAUGGUGGCCAUAACUUACAAAUUGUAUAGCAUUUCUAUUACGUUAUGUACUUGAAGACUAGUUCCAUGUUGUUUUGAAUAGCAGGUUUAUGUUGAGAUAACAAUUAAUUAUAUUCUUAACUAUUAUCCCCAACCAGCCUCUAUGUAAAACGCUAUAGAACGUUUUCAGUCCGAAAUACACGCAUUCUUAACGUAUCCAUCUGUGUAUACAAGUCUUUAAAAUUCAGAAAUAGAGAGGCUCAACUGUAAAUGAUUGUCCUAACCUGUCAUAAUUGAUUAUUUAUUAUUUACAAAUGGAUUAUUCUUGAUAUUUUUCAAUAAAAUAAUAUACAACCAUUGUUUUAAGUGUGGUGGAAAAUUACUGCCGUAA